This is a messenger RNA of Recurvomyces mirabilis, 2052 nucleotides long. RefSeq lists its product as uncharacterized. NCBI's taxonomy places the organism in Eukaryota, Fungi, Ascomycota, Dothideomycetes, Mycosphaerellales, Teratosphaeriaceae. The record is from RefSeq and is a predicted model, not a curated record. Bases 1 to 2052 code for a protein of 683 amino acids. The transcript is spliced from 2 exons.
AUGGGUGCUAGUCGACCCCUACUCUACGGCUUGACUGCAAAGCUUGAGCCACCAUCAUUCCGCGCAGGGCGAGUCGAAGACCAACGAUCGCAACAGCCGAAGCAAGAGCCGACCACGCUCCUGUCUACGCCUGGUCUGGUCCCCGACGAUGGCGAGGAUGAUUGGCAGGGCGUGUAUCUGACCAACCCGGCUUCACCAGCAGCUGCGUCUCUCCCGCAAAACGAGGACGACUAUAUCUACAUCGACAGUGACGACGAUCUCGCCCAGGCGGGCCAUGUAUAUCCAGAGGAUGACGGCGUGGAGGUGAAGAAAGAGGUGGAUAUGGAUGAGUAUGUCCGGCAGUUCGAGCUGCCUGAGCUCGGUACCGGAGACACGACGACCUUGGCAAUGCACCCUGCAGCAGAGCUGAAGCCAGCUAAUGCCGCAUCCUAUCAGCCAGUGAAGGAGAUAUUCUCAAGGUCACCCAGCCCAGCUACGCUGCAGUCGAGGAAGUCGGCUGGAUCGGAACAUGCGCUUGCUACAUCGGCAGUCAGCAUAGCGUCGGCUCGUCUUGUUCGAGGGAAGCGAGCCAAUAAGUCAACACAGCAAGAAGAAGAGCCGUUGUUUGUGAAAGCUGAGCCUGGACUUGGUGACAUGCCCGACAAUGUAUUCAGAAGAGGACCGCAAUAUGAUCAUCGCAAGCUCGACCCCAACGACGAGCAGCCGCCAACAGCGUGCUUCGAAGACCACGCCCAUAACGCUCUAGUCCACAUUUUGACGUGCGGCCAUCGACACGUCACCGCUACGCCACGGGCAUGUAAUCGCAGCUGUCGCUUGAGCGACAAUGCUGAGUCCAAAACUAAAAGCCACGGCAGCUUCGCGUGUGAGCAUCGACAGUGCGUCCAGAAGGAGAAGAAGCUGGGCGCGGUGUUCAACAAGAGCUACAAGGGUGGCGAUAUCAAGGUCCGUAAGCCAGUAAAGGCGCGGGCGAACACCACCUACUACGUCGACCGCCUCUCGCGCGCGCUCAAGAUCGAUGGCAGCGACAAGCUCUUCGCGAUGCCAGAAGAAGAGAGGCGCAAGAGGCAGUUUGCCCAUGCUGAGCUGGCUGAUUCGAGGCCGAGGAAAGAGCCACCGCACUCGUACGGUGGUAAGAUCCGUGAGCAGCAUCUCUUCGAAUACACCAUACCUGACAGUAUGCAAGCUGAGAUGAAGGACGAGGAGAACAACGUCACCUCGGAGAAUGCUGCUGAUGGAAGAGCUCGCCUGAACAGCAACAGGAAUGGCUUCUAUGCAGCAGAAGACCGUGACGAGCAGGAUGUAGGUGAUGACCAGGCGGAGCAGGAUGAUGAUGAAGUGAUCGAGCUUCAUUGCACAUGCGGCUCGCCGGCCGACAGCCACAUGGUCCAGUGCACCGACUGUGCUAACUACUUUCACCCGAAAUGUGUUGGCAAAGGCGAGUUCAGCCCAGAGGAGUACGAGGGUGAACGCGGCCACCAUGCUCUGCAAGCGGACUUCGAUCGCUACCAGGAUGGCGACGAAGAAUUCUUGUGCGUUUCUUGCGACAACGUCUUCAAAUCUGUACUGGCCGAAAGCAUCCUACAUACCAAGACCAUGCGCAAUAUCAAGGACGAGGGCAAGACAGCAGCUCAUCAGAGGGCUGCUGAUCAGCUUCAGUACCACACAGGUCCGGCAAUGAAGCGUCGAAUUGCGCUGCAGAAAGCGAACGGUGAUCCGAUCACGGUCAAAGCUGCGAAUGACGCGUACGCUGCAGCGGUCGAGGCGGCGACGAAGCUCGAUCAAGAGCUGUUCGGUGGAAGCGAUGACGAUGCAACGAAAGACAGCAAGACUCUUCGCUUUACUACUCGACAGCAGGAGAAGAAUAAAGGCGUCGUGCUUGAAAAGAUCGUCGGCCAGAAGACUCGGAUCGGCAAGCCCAGUAAGACCAAGACCAAGCACGGUUUCAAUACCGCCAUCAUGGAUACUGUCCUCGCCAACAACACGACCCCGUCGGCAGCUGUGAAGGCGCCUCCGUACCAAGGCGAAUUGGGACGAGAGCAUCGUCGAGUGUGA